This is a messenger RNA of Dipodomys spectabilis (banner-tailed kangaroo rat), 2549 nucleotides long. RefSeq names its product synaptosome associated protein 47 (gene Snap47). Gene Ontology annotation, biological process: exocytosis; synaptic vesicle priming; synaptic vesicle fusion to presynaptic active zone membrane. Lineage: Eukaryota; Metazoa; Chordata; Mammalia; Rodentia; Heteromyidae. Bases 739 to 2001 code for a protein of 420 amino acids. The record is from RefSeq and is a predicted model, not a curated record. The transcript has 6 exons. Gene Ontology annotation, cellular component: plasma membrane; SNARE complex. Gene Ontology annotation, molecular function: SNAP receptor activity; syntaxin binding.
AGGACAAGUUCUUAGGAGGCCCAGUGGGGCUCCCAUUGGCCCGGGUUCCCCUCUGCAUCUUCAGGUUAUCCCUGAGAUCCCUCUAACCUUGACAUUCUUGUUCGUUUUAAGUCUCCUGUCCGACUUUAUUUUGUGAUGACAGGACUCUCAUACUGAUCAUGGCAGAUUUCUUCAGGCUAUGUCCUGAUUUCAGAUUUAGUAACUAUUCAAGCAGUGGUCUGGUGAUUGGCAAGAGUAACUAAUGGUGUUGGAUUGGUAUAGAUGCUUAUUUCAUGGAUUUGGACCUGCCCUUGCUAUUGUGGCAAAGAGAAAGUUUUUGAAACACUGAAACCCGCAAAGCUGAAUUUAUUUCACAAGGGAGUGGUCAUUUUGGUGGGAAUCUACUUUGUUCUCUUAACUCCCAGGUUGCUCCCCUCUCAGCCCAUCUUUUCAUGUAUCUAAAGAUGGAAUAUGCUAGAUUGAUUCCUGCCUUCUUCCCCCAGGUCAAGCACAGCACCAGAUGGGCGCUCCUGUGUCCCGCUGCAGGAAAGUCAUUCUGACCUUGGCUUAGCUAAAAGCCCCUCACCCCAGGACUCCAGGCGGCAGCAGUGAACAGUUUGUAGGAUGGAUCUCAGCUAUAUACUCCAGCAUCUCAGAUGAGCAAAUACUGUGAACCAUGACAAUUGUGAAGAAAUCCAGGAGCCAGGACCUUGAAUAGAAGUAAACACUGUGGUCUCAGCCCAGCCCACUUAGGGACAGAUGAGCAGCGAUAUCUGUGUCCACUCCUGGCCCUGCUCCUACUACUUGGACUUUGAGAAGCGAUGGGUCCCUGGGAAACUGUCCCUGACACCACGCUCAUUGAAGUUCAGCACAGAUGGAACUGGAGAAGCCCUCCUUGGCUUACCCCUCUCCAGCAUCACAGAGAUCAGAAAGGAAGCAUCACACUUUGUUUUCAGUGCUGUCACUAUCCUCGAGGAGAGCCACCGGAAGCACUGGUUCAGCUCCCUGCGACCCAGUCGCAAUGUUGUCUUCAAUGUCAUUGAGCACUUCUGGAGGGAGCUGCUGCUGUCCCAGCCUGGUGCUGGUGCUGAUGCAAACACCUCCCUCAAGACCAGGGGGCAGGAGCUGACGGCUCUGAUGGCAGGCUCCCAGAGGCGUCUAGAAGACACGGCAAAGGUACUGAACCACCAGGGCGAGCAGCUGGACAGUGUCAUGAGAGGCCUAGAGAAGAUGGAGUCAGACUUAGAUGUGGCUGAUCGGUUAUUGACAGAACUGGAGUCCCCUUCCUGGUGGCCCUUCAGUUCCAAGCUUUGGAAGACACCAGCAGAAGCAAAGCCCAAGGAGGGCACCUCCAUAGCGGGUUGUGAGCCUUUUGGAAAGGAAGGGGUUGUGAUCAAAAUCCCUGCCGUUAUUUCCCAAAGAACAGAAUCUCACAUGAAACCAGGAAGGCUUACCCUCUUGGUUUCUGGCUUGGAAAUCCAUGAUUCCAGCUCUCUGCUUCUGCACAGGUUCGAGAGGGAAGAUGUAGAUGACAUUAAGGUCCACUCACCUUAUGAAGUCAGCAUACGCCAGCGGUUUAUUGGGAAGCCAGAUGUGACUUAUCGAGUGAUAUCUGCCAAGAUGCCAGAGGUCAUUCCCAUUUUAGAAGUACAGUUCAGCAAGAAGGUUGAGCUUCUGGAAGACGCCUUAGCGCUUAGAAGCACAGGAGCCACCAAUGCUGCAGAGAGGAGUUGCUCUGUCUGGCGUGCAGCAUCCGGGCUGAUGGGCUGUUCCAUGCACCACGAGCAACCCACAGGAGACCAGGAGGGCAGACGGCUGCAGCUGCAGAGGAGACAGCCCUUCCUUUCUGACAGGGAAGCCCAGGAGCUGACACAGAUCCUGAGCAAGCUGAAAGGACUGGCGCUGGACACGGAGACAGAACUGGAGCGGCAGGAUGAAGCCUUGGACGGCAUCACCGCAGCCGUGGACCGAGCAACCUUGACUGUGGACAAACAUACCCGGCGCAUGAGAAAGCUGACUUAGCAGGAUGGGACAUGGGCCGCGGAGCUGCCGUGUCCAGCUUCCCACGCCCUUCGUAUGGACCUGGGCAGCUGCGAUGGGCCGCCUAGAGCACCGCACUCGGGAAGGGCCCCCAGGACGCUGUAGCAUGUGGCCGGGCCCUCUGAGGCCUAGGCCGUGAACACCGGGUGACCCCGAGAUCUCAGUCUUCACACUUGGGCCUGGCCGGGGCCCAGUUGUCCAACAUGAAUAUGGUCACAUUUUUGUCUUUUCACCGUUCUCACCGAGCAUUAGAGAAACCUGUAAGUCCUCUUGAAGGAAGUAGGAGACUCAGCCUAGCCCUGUCCUGUCUGAGCCCCACAGGCAUGCUCUACCAGCAACACACAAACUCCUCCUGCUCAGCCACAGCGGCACCCACCCACACCUUGCUGUCUUCUCUGGUCAGCCAUCUUCUUUGUGCAUGUUUGGACAUUUACCCCGAAGCUCUACAGAAACACUUCCACCAUGCUACCAGCAGAAGGUUGAUCUCUGAUUUUGCUGCUAUCCAGAAAUAAAAGGAAAGUUCUGAUUUU